GCUCGCGCCACGCCAGUCCCGCCGGCCAGCACCGGCGGCGGCGGCGGCGGUUAUGGUGGCGGUGAUGGUGGCGGUGGCGGCGGCGGCUUCCGAGACGCGUGGCCGGCGGGGAGGGAGGGGGACGAGCGCGCGAGUGCUUUCCACGCGGCGAUGCGUGCCUCGGGCCGCAUCCAGACCUUUGACGAGUUUUGGAGGCGCCACUGCCGCUGGAUCUCCAACCUAGCCUUCGCCUCCUUCUACGUCGGCUCCGGCUCCGUCUGGGGCGCCGUCGUGGUCUUCUUCUUCGCGCUGUUCGACGACGCGUCGAUGGGCGCCGUGUACGUCUUCGUCGGCAUCUGCUCGACCGCCCUCUUCGCCUCCCUCGUGCUCGUCGUGACGGUGCUGCAGGAGCCAAUCUCCGCGCGCAUCGAGACGUGGAGUCGCGAGGGUCGUGUAAAGUAG
This is a messenger RNA of Emiliania huxleyi CCMP1516, 441 nucleotides long. RefSeq lists its product as hypothetical. The transcript has 3 exons. The record is from RefSeq and is a predicted model, not a curated record. Lineage: Eukaryota; Haptophyta; Isochrysidales; Noelaerhabdaceae. Bases 151 to 441 code for a protein of 96 amino acids.